Staurois parvus is the source of this 831-nucleotide messenger RNA. NCBI's taxonomy places the organism in Eukaryota, Metazoa, Chordata, Amphibia, Anura, Ranidae. The record is from the annotation of a GenBank genome assembly.
AUGUAUUCACAAUUCUGGGCAAUCUUACUAUCAUCACAGUGGUCACUUUGGACUCCUUACUCAAUACACCGAUGUACUAUUUUCUUACGUAACCUCUCUUUUCUUGAAAUAUGUUACAUAUCUGUCACCCUCCCCAAACUGCUCCAAACGUUUGUGGCCAAGAAGAAGACAAUUCCCUUUUAUGGUUGCUGUGCACAGAUGUAUUGCUUUUUCACCCUUGGUGUCACUGAGUGUUUCCUCCUAGCUGUCAUGGCAUAUGAUCGCUUUGUAGCAAUCUGCAAUCCCUUGAGAUACUUUUCAGUUAUGAACAAAACUACAUGCUUAAAAAUGGCUACUUUAUCUUGGCUCUCUGGCAAUCUAAUUUCUCUUGGCCAGACUGCCUCUAUCUUUUCUUUACCUUACUGUGGUCCCAAUCUUAUCAACCAUUUUUUCUGUGACAUACCCCCAUUGCUGAAGCUGGCCUGCACAGAUGUUAGAGCUAAUGAGAUUUCAGUUUCCGUCACUGGCUUUUUAGUACUACCCACCGCUACCUUUUUCUCUAGUGCUUUAUUCUUAUGCACUAAUACAGGGAGGAAAAAGGUUUUUUCAACCUGUGCCUCUCACUUUGUCUCAGUUACUUUGUUCUUUGGGACCGGAGCUUUUACAUAUGUACGAGUCAAGACCAGUGAUACCCCAGAUAAUGACAAAUUAUUGUCUCUGCUCUACAGUGUGAUAACUCCUCUGCUAAAUCCUCUCAUAUAUAGUUUACGAAAUCAGGAAGUAAAAGGGGGACUUAAGAAAAUUUUGUAUAAAAGUGAUAGUAUUAAAGAUGCAAAACCAUCUGCAAAAUAA